GAGAGAGCAUCAGAGACAACGGGGAAAAUAGAGAGAGGCGUGUUUGUGUGAGAAAGAGAGAGAGAGAGAGAAAGGGAGGGAGGAAAAUAAGAGCCAUCAGUCUCAUCUAUCUGACUCUCAUACUACUGGAUAUUAUUAUUUUUUGGGGGGCUUCUCUUUAUUUCCUUCAUCUUAUAUUUUUUCGCUCAUAUUUAAUCACAAGUUAUUUUUUAUUGUGUCUUUGGAGACUCUUCGCAUCGACUCUAAUCCUCUUCCACUUCUCACUGCAUGGGACUAUACAGCCAUCCGCGUUUCAAUCUGCUUUUAUUUUAUUAUUGCUUUCCUCCCUCUGGACUUAAAGACUCCGAUCGAUCGAUCGAUCGACUGAUCAAGCCACCGGACCUGCAAGUGUGAGUUUGUGAUUUCUAAUCAGAGCUCCAGUAUUCAGUUUGUCUUCCUGUGUGCGUUUAUUAGCGCAGAGUUAGUUAAAAACAGAGUGACAGCAACUCGUGAAGGCUCAGCCAGUCUGAGAGGAUGAAUGUGAACAUGGUGCCAUUUUGGAGAUAAGUCCCCCCUCUUUUAUUUUGUACUCAUUCUUUUCUUCAUGGGACAGGAGGAAUAGCUGGAUAUCAGGUGGAGAUCUUGAACGCGUCACCUGCCCGCGCACCUUUUGACGACGCGCCUGUCAAUUAGAGCCACUAAUUGGAUUAUUUUGAUCUUGAACUUACAGUCUGCAGGUCGCCACCUCCUCCCCCCCAUCAUCACCUCCCACCUCCUCCUCCUCCUCUCUUGAAGUUAUGUCGAGGCCUCUCGCUCAGCUCUUACCGCCGGAUCUCCCUGCCGGGGCCACCAGCCCCCAGUUUGGGGCCAGCAACCCGGCUGGAAGUGCACCUCAGGGUGGACACCUGACCACCAUGACCAACCUCAAGUCUCUGCUCCAGCUGCCAAUCAAGGCCGACCAGAGAGCCAUGAAGGACUGCUGCGAGACGAAAGACAAAGACAAGCCCGUGGACUCUGACGAAGACUCACAGAGUACCAACAGCGGAGGGCCCGCUGGGGCCGGAGGGGCCCCGGGGUCCGGCGCGUUGCGACACAGCUCCCAGUCGGCGUUCCUGGGCCCGCUGUUGUGGGAGAGGACCCUGCCGGUUGACGGAGGCUUGUUCCAGCUGCAGUACAUGGACCUGGAGGAGUUCCUGACUGAGAACGGGAUGGGGAUGCACGGCAACGGGCCCAGCUCCACCAGCGCCCAGAUCCCCUCCCAGAGCUCCCAGUCGGCGGUGCCCAACCAGAGCUCCCAGUGCCCUCCUAGCUCUCCUUCGCCCUGCUCCUCCUCUUCCUCCUCCAUGUCCUCUUCAUCCUCCUCUUCCUCGCUGCUGGGACUGGAGACCGUCCAGCCACAACCGCCGCCGCCGCCGCCACUGCCACCUCAGCAGCAACAGCCAGGCAUGAUGGGAGGACCUGAGUGUCUACAUGGUGGUCGGGCGGUGCCUCAGGACCAGUCACCCACUUCUACUUGCCCCCCGGGACCCUCUGGACCUCCAGCGGCCGCCAACGGCAACAGCAGCGACGUUAUGGUGAACUUCGACCCCGACCCGGCGGACCUGGCGCUGUCCAGCGUGCCGGGCCAGGAGGCGUUUGACCCGCGGCGGCACCGCUUCUCCGACGAGGAGCUGAAACCUCAGCCGAUGAUCAAAAAGGCCCGCAAGAUGCUGGUCCCCAAUGAGCAGAAGGACGACAAGUACUGGUGCCGACGUGUCAAGAACAACGAGGCGGCGAAGCGCUCGCGGGACGCCCGGCGGCUGAAGGAGAACCAGAUCUCUGUGCGCGCCGCCUUCCUGGAGCGGGAGAACGGCGCCCUUCGCCAGGAGGUGGCCGACAUGAGGAAAGAGCUGGGCCGCUGCAGGAACAUCAUCAACAAGUACGAGAGUCGACACGGAGACUUGUGAGGCGGCGGAAGGAGGAAGAAGACGAAGACGAAGGAGAAAAGGGGCGGGAGGGGAGGAGGAAACCAGAAAAGGGUACAAGGCAAACCCAACAACAGCAGCACUUUAGUUGAAGUGGCGAGGGAGAGGGCUGACGUAGAUCUGCAGUAAGCGCUGUGCGACACCGGGCGCAAACACAAAAAAGUGUGCGCACGCUUGUGCUUCAGGAUGUCACGACGGGAGAGCACAGCGACGUCAUCUUUUCCAGUUUGACUCUCUUUGUACAUGCUGCUUCGCUGAAUCCACUCAACGUACUGUAUCACCGUGUGUCACCUCGGCAGCUUCCGUCACCCUCGGUGCUGUGCUUACGCCCGAUGUCGCAUGGCAUUUUUGCAGGUAGUGCGUCCCGGCCGCUGCUCCGGCCAGUUCAAACAGGGUGUUGAAUUCACAUUAUGCCAGUGAAAUCUCACUUUUUAAGCUCAAGGCAGGGAUACAAGCCAGGAGAGGUCAGAUGUGUAAUUUUUUUCUAUAAAUAGGACAAAAAAACAUGUAUAUUUUUGAAGUGGGCAGGAAGGCAAGACUAGUCCAGCAAAGAGGAGGAAGGAGGAGAGGCGCAAGGUUUUCGUCCAUAACGCAAAGAGAUUUUGACAUAGGAUUAUUGUAUAUUUUUCUAUUAGCAGAGAUAGCCAGGAGGAGGAUUUUGGAGAUAAUCUUUUGUAUAUUUUAUAUAUGGGGGCGGGGAGGGGGUGUUAGCUGGACAGUCACGGGGCCACACGGAACGCUUUUCCUCCCAGCUGUUUAUCGCUAAAACAACAGAUAAUCUAUUUUCGAUUUCACUGAGCUGGUUAGUCGGAGGCGGAGGCAUAACAGAGAAUGUAUCACGGUUGAAUCAGGUAUUUCACACGGUGCGACACGAGGCGCGGUAUCUUAGUAACGAUUGUUUUCGAGCGUGUCGGAGGGGUGUUAGCAGGAAGACGGUGAAACAAAAAUUGUAUAGUUUUAAGAAAUUUUUGUGUUCGUUUGUUUUCUUUGUGGGCUCGUUCAAGCACUUGAUUUGUUAUCUUCUAUUUGAUUCCGUGUCUGAUUUUUGAAAUAAUCGCAGGGCUUUUAUUUUUUGAAGGCGAUGGAGAAAAAGAGAGAGGAAAAAACAGGAAAUAAUUAGCCAUCAGAACAGCUGGAUGUGAGCAGAUGUUUGAAAAUAAAUGAGGUGGAGAAUUUCACUGGCAGGUUUGCAUUGAGUUUGGUGGCUCGCUCACACACACACUCACACAGACGGACAAUUUGUUAACAAUAACACAACACGGUUGCAGUCUUUCUCUCUCUGUUUACUCCUCGAUUUGUCCAGGAAGUGCAAAAAUGAAAUACUAACUGGUUUAGGGUUGAUUUGCCCAGAUUGAACAGUGACUGAAACCUUCAGCAUGCAGACACACGACAAACACACGGACACACACACGGUCCUCACCCAGGUUUUAACCCUUAUCGUUGUUGUUGAUGUUGUUAUGGACUUCUAUGGUGCUGAUCUGAUCUGAUCCUUCACCUGACGCACACACACACACACACACACACAAACACACACACACACAGACGCAAACACUUCCACCAUCUCAAACACAGUACUGAACUGCCUAUACCCUUUCUUUGUCUUUUAUUCCUUCUUUUUAGUUUAUUUUUUUCUUUCUUUUGUUAAAUAUUGUAUCGAUAAAUCGUAUAUAGAUUUACACACAAACACUUGUCUAUACCUCUCCUUCAAACUUUACCCAAUGAGAAACGAGAAAUGCACCCUACUGCUACUGUACCAUACAACUGUACUAUUGAAUAUUAAACUAUUCUCUCACUAGAUAUAUAUAUAUAUAUGUAUAUGAUAUAUGCUUGAAUUAUGUGAUUAUAGUUGUAAUAUACAUAAUUGAAUAUAUUACAGAAAAUCCCAUUGGAAUCAUUUUGUCAGUUUUUGCUCAGGUGUUUUUGUCUGAGAUAUUAAAUACACAUUAAAAAAACCCACAAAAAGUC
This is a messenger RNA of Sebastes umbrosus (honeycomb rockfish), 3908 nucleotides long. It is a transcript of the gene dbpa, whose product is annotated as D site albumin promoter binding protein a. Gene Ontology annotation, biological process: regulation of transcription by RNA polymerase II. Gene Ontology annotation, cellular component: nucleus. The transcript has 5 exons. The coding region runs from base 777 to 1925 and encodes 382 amino acids. NCBI's taxonomy places the organism in Eukaryota, Metazoa, Chordata, Actinopteri, Perciformes, Sebastidae. The record is from RefSeq and is a predicted model, not a curated record. Gene Ontology annotation, molecular function: DNA-binding transcription factor activity, RNA polymerase II-specific; RNA polymerase II cis-regulatory region sequence-specific DNA binding.